Molecule: messenger RNA, 3201 nt
Organism: Amphimedon queenslandica
Lineage: Eukaryota; Metazoa; Porifera; Demospongiae; Haplosclerida; Niphatidae
Product: exocyst complex component 4-like
Exons: 30
Coding region: 37-3024 (995 amino acids)
Biological process (GO): Golgi to plasma membrane transport; exocytosis
Cellular component (GO): exocyst
Source: RefSeq, a predicted model, not a curated record
UUACUUAGACCACGCCCUCAUAUUUUCAUUGACAAAAUGGCCUACUACAGUAGCUUUCCCUCUAGUUUCCCCAGCACAUACAACACUGGCGGGUCUGGAGGAAAGAGCCAAGGAUCUCUCCUACAAGUCGUCAUAAGGAAACUAGCGGAGAGUUAUGAUGAUGAUGAGAGGAGACAGCAUUAUGAAGAGAUACAAGCUGAUCUUGAUGUUGCUGAGGAGAACCUACACAGUCUAGUUGACGAACAUCAGGACAAGCUUCACAGCACAUUAGCAACUUUUCAGAAAAUUGACGUAACAGUAAAAGAGAGUCAGUUCAAGGUUCAUCAGGUCAGAGAGAAUCUUGCUCUAUCAAGAGUUCAGCUCCAGUGUAAGAGGGAGGCACUGAAGAGACUUUACUUUGACAACGUGAAGCACAAGAUAAUGCUCAAGCUCCUAAAUCAAGUUGAUGACAUGAAGCAUGUUCCUGAAAAGCUCCAGUCCUACAGAUUAGAGAAGAAGUACUACGAGGCUACAGAACUAUUGAAAAAUGCAGUUAGUCUACUGGAGAAAGACCUAUCCAACAUUGAAGCACUGCGUGAACUAAGAGUUGAACUGAAGCACCUUAAAGAUAGUUUUCACGAGGAACUCAUUGAUGAGUUGCAGCAUCAGUUGUACGUGAAGGCGACUGGUUUUGCUUACCAGUCGGCCAUCAAUCAGUUCAGUCACUCUAUACAACAGCAGCACUCUCGUACUUCUUCUGAUGUGUCAUCAAGAUCAUCUCCACUACCAAUUCCAAGGAGCAGUACCAAACACUCUCGCCAUUCAUCAAAAACUAUAACUGAACCAACUUCAAUAUUACUCACUCCGCCUCCAGUGAUUGAAACAAGCAUUAAUGAGGAGGUUGAGGCUAGUAUGGAACACCAGUCUGCUCUGGUGGAGUACAUCAGUAGUUUAGUUGAGUCACUCUCGAUGCUGGGGAAAGUCCCUGAGAUGCUGGACGCUAUUCAAAAGAAAAUGCUGCAAGAGUUGGUUCUUAUCAUUGAAAAGGCAUCAAUUAGAAUAGCACAGCUUGUUAAAGAUGAAGGCGUGUCUCUCGAGAUGGCUCCCUCUUCCAAGUGCACUAAUCCUAAGUACCUGGAGACUCUCCUUGAGAUGUGUUUCCAGCAGUUUGACGACGUCGUGGCUGCUCACUCCCUCCUACUCAAGUGUCUCACUAAAAUAAAAGCAACUUAUAAAGGUACUUACGAGUUAUAUUCAGAAAUAGAUGUAUGGACAGCAAUACAGCAUGUGUUAAGAGAUUUGCUUGAGAUUUAUUUGGCAGUAGACGAAGAGAAGCCUCAUACAGCAAUGUCUGCUUUUACACCAUUCGCUAUUGCUGGUCAUGAAUUUGUCAUUUUUAAGAAGAAGGUUGCUACUAAGACUAGGAAGCAGCCUCUCUUUCGUUUUGAUAACUCCCGUCACGCCCUGAGUGUGAGCUCCUACAUUAAGGAGCAACGAGACAAAGAACUGGCGGCUCAAGUUCAGAGUGGACAAGUUGCUCAAUUGGAGCAUAAUUUUGAAGACAAUCAGCCGUCGAUAUCACAACACAUAGUCUGCAAACCUUCAGCACGUAAUAUCACAGUGAUGUAUUCUCCUGUAAGAGAUUUUGUGCUCAAAAUUGAAGAGGCGAUGCAGCUGCAGCCUGAUACACAUUGUGACCUUUAUCAGUUCCUACAGGAUUUUGUUGAAAAUCGAUUUCUUGACACGAUACAGAUUGAAUUUCAAGAGAAAAUGGACAAUGCCCUCAAACCUGAAGCAAGAGACUCCAUUAAAGUGUUGAGGAAUUCAAACAAGCCAGCACUUCUUGCGAGUUCUGUUAUAUUGUGGGAUUCAUUAAAGGAGUUGUAUCAACUGAUGCUUGACAUUCCAAUGUAUUCAGCUAACUUCCUAUCAAUAGCAUACAAUCUGCUCCAGACUUAUGUGGAGAUAACUCUAAAUAUGUUUAAUGAUUGUGUAUCUGCGUCACCUGGUGCUGCUGCAGCUAAUGUACCAGGUCCUUCAUUAGUAGCAGCUGCUGUGUGGGUUGGAGAUAGGGAGAGACUCAAAUCUUUAGUGAACUUUUCAUCUUGGGAACUUCUAAUGACCAAGAAACACAAACGUGUUGACACUUCAAGUGGAAAGAACAGCAUUUAUAAUGAGGAGUCGCAGCUGCUUCUCUCGUCCAGGAAGAAUUACGAAAGAUCUGAAAUGAUUUUUGAACAUGACAGCAUAAAAUUACUAUGUGUCCUUAAUGAGAGCAUGGAAUGGCUUGGUGUCAAGUUGGAAGAGAUGAUAAAGGAUAUGUCAGGGAAGUGGAAGGAGGAGAUUGAUGGGAGUAUGAUGAGUAGACUCAAGAAACACUUCUCAGUACACGAGCAACAGGCUGUUGUAGAUAAUGAUGUUCAAACACGUGAAUCAAUAGAGUCACUCUCUCACUGUCUCAGAGAGAUUAAGGAGAUAUCAAGGGCUGCCAUUAUGGUGCUCCAUUUAGAGAUUCGCUUUCAUUGCUUCUACUUCCUCAUGCCCACUCUUACACAGUCCACGUAUGUAUGUGAACAUGAAGUUGCUGAUUGUGAUUCUGGAGUGAAGGAGUUAGCUAAUGACCUGACGUCACUCAAGAUGAACACUGUUGGUAUACUGACUCUACCUAAACAAAGCUACCUUUUUGAUGGAGUCGGACAUCUAGUGGCGGCCAUUUUUAUUAACAGCACCUCUUUUCUGAAUAAAAUUAAUAUUAACGGAGUUAAAAAAAUGUGUCGGAAUAUUCAACACAUUCAGAGUUGCUUAUCAAAGAUAACUUCAGUCCGUGAGAAAGAUUUAGACCUAGCUCAAAAGUAUUUUGCGAUGCUGUACGUGAAUGAAGAGGAAUUUCUAAAGCUUGUGAUGGAGCAGGGGAGAGUAUUUAAUCAAGUUGAUUAUGUCAGUGCCCUUACUCUACUCUAUAACUCUCAAGGUCAUACUAACCCUGUCAGACUUGAUAAUAAUAUCAAGAAACUGGAGCAAAUGUUUGACGAUGAUGCUUGCUAGGAAUUGAAGCCUGCCGGUCCUGCGAGACUUUUAUAAAAUUGUUUUUAUUAGCUAGUUAGUAGUGUGUCUAUGUGGGUUCAAUGCAAACUGAUUAUCCUUUAUAUCGUGUGUCUGUGUGCUUGUACUUACAUGUAUGUGUACUUUCAUGACAUCAAAGUCCAUCCAAUAUCAACUACA